Geodia barretti is the source of this 816-nucleotide messenger RNA. Lineage: Eukaryota; Metazoa; Porifera; Demospongiae; Tetractinellida; Geodiidae. The record is from the annotation of a GenBank genome assembly.
AAGGUGGGCCGGGCUUGAGUCCAGCUGUGUUGCCUUUGCUGUGCAGUCGUGUUGAUGGCUCGAGUGAAGGAGCUUGCGCCAUGUUGGAGCGGUACUGCAGUGCUGGAUGGAGACUUCCAGGAGCUGUCGUCUCAACAGUACAACGGGAAGUACCUCGUUCUUUUCUUCUACCCUAACGACUUCACGUUCGUGUGUCCCACAGAGCUGCUGCAACUAAGCGAGAAGAUUCCCGCCUUCGGCAAUAUCAACUGUGCAGUGGUUGCUUGCUCCUGCGAUUCACAGUACUCCCACUUAGCCUGGUGUCAGACGGAGCAGAGAAGGGGUGGCUUGGGUGAGGUUGCCUUCCCUAUUCUGGCAGAUCCGAGUCACAAGAUAGCAAGAGACUAUGGAGUUCUGGUCGAGUCUCAGGGAGUGGCUCUCAGAGGUACUUUCAUUAUCGACACUAAAGGGAUAGUCCGCAGUGCGACAGUCAAUGACAUAGAGGUGGGGAGAAAUAUCGACGAAAUCUUCAGAUUGGUUCAGGCUUUUCAGUUCACUGACCUUCACGGGGAGGUCUGCCCGGAGGGGUGGAGACCAGGAGAGAAAUCUCUCCCAGAGAAUCAACCGUUUCGAAGACGGUCACAAGAAUCAGUCAUGAGAAGAAAAUAGGAGCCCUCCAUGUUUUUUUAACAUCUCACAGCACCUAUAUACCAGCCUGAACUAUUCACAAUGUAUUAAAGGUUUUCCGCUUUUCUUACGGUGGCUCAUUUCGUACAUUAUUGAGUUUUGAAACGUACAAACUGUUGAAAAUGCUGAUAUUUACAUACAAAAGAUCCU